This is a messenger RNA of Magnolia sinica, 1463 nucleotides long. RefSeq names its product 26S proteasome non-ATPase regulatory subunit 12 homolog A-like. The transcript has 7 exons. NCBI's taxonomy places the organism in Eukaryota, Viridiplantae, Streptophyta, Magnoliopsida, Magnoliales, Magnoliaceae. The coding region runs from base 16 to 999 and encodes 327 amino acids. Gene Ontology annotation, cellular component: cytoplasm; proteasome regulatory particle, lid subcomplex; nuclear proteasome complex. The record is from RefSeq and is a predicted model, not a curated record.
GGCCAGGCCUAACUGAUGGUCCGGCCCGAUUUGUUGUCACAAUUUUCCUUCGCAUUGCCUUCUAUUGAUGCUGUGUUGCAGGUGGAAACAUUUGGAGCAAUGGCGAAAACAGAGAAGAUAGGAUUCAUCCUUGAACAAGUUCGUUUGUGUUUGGACCGUCAAGAUUAUGUGCGAGCACAGAUCCUCUCAAGGAAAAUUAAUCCUCGAGUAUUUGAUGCAGAUACUUCCAAAGAGAAGAAAAAGCCUAAGGAAGGUGAUAAUAUCGUUGAAGAGGCUCCUGCAGAUAUACCUUCACUAUUGGAGUUGAAAAGGAUCUACUAUGAAUUAAUGAUCCGGUAUUACUCACAUAGCAACGACUACCUGGAAAUUUGUCGUAGCUACAAGUCAAUAUAUGAGAUCCCAUCUGUGAAAGAUGAUCCUUCACAGUGGAUUCCGCUCCUAAGGAAAAUUUGCUGGUAUUUAGUGCUGUCGCCAUAUGAUCCGAUGCAAUCAAGCCUUCUAAACUCUACACUGGAAGAUAAAAAUCUUUCUGAAAUUCCAAAUUUCCGCGUGCUAUUAAAGAAGCUGAUUACAAUGGAGGUGAUCCAGUGGACGGCUCUUUGGGAGACAUAUAAGGAUGAGUUUGAGAAUGAGAAGAAUAUGCUUGGAGGUUCUUUAUGUGACAAGGCAGUGGAAGAUCUUCGACAAAGAAUAAUUGAACAUAACAUCCUCGUUGUGUCAAAAUAUUAUUCAAGGAUUACAUUGAAAAGGCUUGGAGCGCUGUUGUGCCUCAGCUUACAGGAAGCAGAGAAACACCUCUCAGAGAUGGUCGUCUCGAAGUCUCUGGUAGCGAAGAUCGACAGGCUAAUGGGGAUAGUAUGCUUUCAGGUAGCCAAGGACAGCAAUGACGUCCUCAACUCUUGGGCAAUGAACUUGGAGAAGCUACUGGACCUUGUUGAGAAGAGCUGCCAUCAGAUACACAAGGAAACCAUGGUUCAUAAGGCUGCCCUCAAAGUCUAAUUGCCAAUUUCAAAAUCCCAAGGUAACUGGAAAAAAAGAGGAAGCCGCUUUCACUAGACCUUGGGAUCAAGAUAAUGAUGAUUUGGUUCUUUGUUUUGCCGGUCGAUUCCAGUGCGCACGUUUUUUCCUAUUUGUUUUGGUUGGGAUGUGUCAUUUUUUAUAUUUUUUUUUAUAUUUCUUUGUUUCCUUUUCUUUUCUUAAAAUUUAAAUCAUCGAUGUCCGAGGAUGCAAAAACCUUAUGGAUCAGCAAGAAGGGACGUUGAAUCUUAUAUGGCUCUUCCUAGUCAGACAGAUGCAGAUGAACCUACCAAUGUUGUAUACAAACACAGAGGUUUUGCCACUGUAUUGGUGAAAUUGGAAUUCGAUGUACUUGAGAUCGAGAGUCAUCUUUCAGGUUUAUUUAGUUGCCGUUAUGAUAUUCUCGGCCUAUUUUUUUCUCCAAAAUCAAAAGAGAUGUUAUAUCU